AUGUCGACUACAGAAACAAAUACGAAUACUGACAAUACACAAGACCCAGUAGAAACAGACCUUAUACGCAUGUAUAGAGAGAUGCAGACAAAUUUAAUGUCGCAGUAUGCAGCUCAAGUUGUAGAAAAUGUUGCGUCACAAAUGCAAGCUCACACAGAAAAUGUUGCAGCUCAGAUAGGUACUGUUAACACACGAGUAGAAAAUGUUGCAGCACAAAUGCAAGCUCACACAGAAAAUGUUGCAGCUCAGAUAGGUACUGUUAACACACGAGUAGAAAAUGUUGCAGCACAAAUGCAAGCUCACACAGAAAAUGUUGCAGCUCAGAUAGGUACUGUUAACACACGAGUAGAAAAUGUUGCAGCACAAAUGCAAGCUCACACAGACAAUGUCACAGCGCAGAUAAACGCUGUCACUACCCAGAUAGCCAGUGUAACGACACAAAUGGACAAAAUAGACAAUGACGUGAAGAACCUGACCGACAUGCAAAAUAAUCUGACGACUCAACUGACCCAGUUAAAAAGAGAGGUAGCAGAUCAAGUGGUAGAGGUAGUACGCGAAGAUUUAAAUUACAUGAGCCAAGACAUUGAUAACUUAAAGUCCACAGUUAAGGAUAUGCCAGAACAGAUCCGUACCUUAACCGAAAAUUUUGAAGCUAUGAGUUUUCAACAGACCGAGCUUAGUGUCAAAAUGCAGGAGGCUGUAGACCAAGUUGAUGACAUGACGAAACAACAAAAACAGCAGUUUGACGAAUUUUUAGAGGAAAAAGACAAACAUAUCAACCAUACAUUAGAAACAGAACUGAAAAAAGCAAUAACUAACACUGUAGAACAGGUGUACAUUACCCAAAACACGUCUGUAACUAAACUUCAAACUGACCUAGCUCAGUUACAAAAGACUGUGACACAGGACUUACCUGACUGGAAAAAAACAUGUAGACGAGCAACUGAAGAGUAA
Messenger RNA from Schistocerca gregaria, 954 nucleotides. RefSeq lists its product as uncharacterized. The record is from RefSeq and is a predicted model, not a curated record. NCBI's taxonomy places the organism in Eukaryota, Metazoa, Arthropoda, Insecta, Orthoptera, Acrididae. The transcript has a single exon. Bases 1 to 954 code for a protein of 317 amino acids.